Molecule: messenger RNA, 967 nt
Organism: Paramisgurnus dabryanus
Lineage: Eukaryota; Metazoa; Chordata; Actinopteri; Cypriniformes; Cobitidae
Source: RefSeq, a predicted model, not a curated record
CAUCGAUCUGAUUGGUCUAUAAGUGACCAAUAAGCUUUCUUUGUAUUCAAGGAUCAAUCAAACUUAAAGUGACCCUUGUGAUCAGUCACUCUUGACACAGGACAGCUGAUACUGUACGUUUAUCAUGAACAGAGCAUGGACUAUGUUCAAGUCUCAUCCAUACAUCUCCAAUGUGGUGGGAUACACAACACUGUUUGCCACAGCAGACCUCAUUCAGCAAAGCAUGAUGGGAAAAACAUUGAUAAAAGACACAGUGAAGCAAGAUCACGAUAAAGAAAUAUUAGCAGUAAAACGCGAUCCACAACCUCACUGCAUUGACUGGUCCCAGACUGCUCGGGUGGCGCUGGUUGGGUUCUGUUUCCAUGCCAACUUCAAUUACCAUUGGUUACGAGCAUUAGAAAAGAUGUUUCCAGGGGGCGGGACCAAAAGAAUAUCCAUUAAAGUGUUUCUGGACCAACUAAUUGGAGCACCUACAACUAUAAGUGCUUUCUACAUUGGUUUGAGCACAUUAGAAGGUGCAGAAGAUCCUUUUAAAGACUGGAGAAAUAAAUUUUGGACCUCUUAUAAGACUGGAGUGGUGUUCUGGUCAACAAUGCAGGCUGUGAAUUUCUCUCUGGUCCCACCAGUGGCUCGUACUGUCUAUGUUGGAGGAGUCACUCUUUUCUGGACUGUGUUUCUCUGUCAUAUUAAGCAGCAGAAGACUGACUCUCUGAGCUAGUCUUCAUUCAGAUUUCUCAAUUAGAGAGUACAGACCACAUAUUGUUAGAGAAAAAAAUUAAGCGUUUCAUUUCUUGGGCAGCUAUCUGUAAGGAGCAGGCAGGUUUAUAUUAAACUUUUUACCAGUAUCAAUGUCAUAUUUCUGCAUGUUUUCUUUAGCAAAGCCCUUUUAUCCAUGGAUUUGGUUAGAGAGACCUAAUGGGCUAAAAUGUAUUAUGCAUGUUUAAUAAAGUGUAAACUAUACUGUAUG